AUCUGACCUCUGACGGAAAAAGCGUCAAACUUGUACGUGUAUAAUCAACGCAUCGUGGGUUAGGCGUGAUUAAUUUAAUGUUUUGUCGUAUAUUUUUCUGUUUGGCGUUACGCGACGCAUGUUCCGUCAGAUAUGAACCUUCCCUUUGAUAGCCCAUGUAACAAACUUAUUUCGGGUGUCCCAAGAAGUUCCCGAGGAAAGAUCCCCAAAGAAACUUUUACGGAAACUACCAUAAACUGUUUGUUUCUAUGUGUGAGCAUGCUUAACUAUGAUUAGCACAAGAUGUUUUUAAUAUGAAUAGAGUUAUUAUAUCCCACACAGUUUAUAAUAGAAUUUAAUAAAUGUUAAGGUUACAACAUUUUCCUGUCUUCAUUUCUAGACGAAAAAUAAAACGUUGAUUUGACAAAAUUGACUUUGCUUUGACAUGAAUGCUAUUGACAUUAACUGACAUUUGAUUUUUGAAUACAAAACAGGGGCAAGUAAAGAUUGGCGAGCGUGGAUUUUUUUGUUACGAAAGGUCUAUAGAAUAACAGAAAAUAUGAAUUACGAAGACAUUCUGGACACUUCGUGGUUGCGGCUCGAGGGAGACUUUGACAGCCAAGUGCAGGAAGUAUUAAGAUACGUGAGACUAACUGCAGACAGGGUGUAUAACCUGAAGCAUUUGUUUGAUGACAUCGAGGAAGCCCUCCGGCAUCUAGCUCCAGGUUGCCAAAUAAUGCCUUUUGGCUCAGUAGUCACUGGUCUAGGCAUUAAAACAAGUGAUGCAGAUGUUUUUGUGGCCUUGCCUGAUGGGCACCACCCAACUGUCCACCAUGUCGUACAAGCCAGGAAUAUGCUGCACCGAUACCACAGGAAGUUCACACAGCUAUUUGCAAUCACAAAAGCAAAAGUUCCCAUUGUCAAGUUCUUUCAUAUCCCAACUCAAUUCCACUGUGAUGUCAAUUUUAAAAGUCCUGCAGGAGUAUACAAUAGCAAAUUAGUUGCAUUUUUGUUACAUAUGGAUGACAGAGCUCUGCCAUUGGCAAUUCUCAUAAAGUACUGGUCAAAAGUUCAUAAAUUCACAGGUACCAACCUGUUGGGUAACUAUGCAUUGACUAUGAUGGUAAUAUUCUACUUGCAGCUGAUGAACAUUUUGCCGUCAGUGUGUGAUUUACAGAGACACAUACCUCCCUACUACGUGGAUGGAUGGAACACUGCAUUUGAUGACACAAUGCAAAGUACCACCAGGAACACUGACUCCUUGUAUGAACUCAUGGGCGGGUUCUUUAAAUGUUAUAGUGUGUUUAAUUUUAAGGAUAAUAUAAUCUCACCAUUCUUUGGACGUGUGAUAAGCAAGAGAUGUAUGGACAAUAUCGACUUUCCUGAACAGUUUAGCCUGUACAAAGACCACGUAGCAAGAGAUGUGCGUAAAAAGUUUAAAACUACUUCUAAGAUUUGCAUACAGGAUCCAUUUGAACACAGUAGGAACUGCUCAGUGGCUGUGAGCGAUAGGCUGGCGGAGAGAAUCUUUGCGCACAUACAGUUCGCGACAAAUAAGUUUGAACUAAACAGUAGCGAUCGCUUUCUAAGAGCGAUCUUAACGCAAGACCCGAACAGCACGCAUGCUAGCGCAGCUACGGCGCCUAAUAAACAUACAUUUAAUAACAAAAUAAAAAAGCAAAACCGAAAAAAACAGAAAAGGGAAAUACAGCAUGGUGUAAACAAGAUGUUUACUCAAUAUCAGAACUUGAAAAAAGGAAAAAGAUAAGAUUGAAUUCUGAAAUCAAAGAACUGACAUCUUUAUACUUAAGAGUACCUAUAAUACAGUAUUUUGUAUGGCUGAGUAUUUGCAAUUUAACAAAUAGAAGCUUUACGUGAAAA
Molecule: messenger RNA, 1860 nt
Organism: Helicoverpa armigera (cotton bollworm)
Lineage: Eukaryota; Metazoa; Arthropoda; Insecta; Lepidoptera; Noctuidae
Exons: 3
Coding region: 539-1747 (402 amino acids)
Molecular function (GO): RNA uridylyltransferase activity
Source: RefSeq, a predicted model, not a curated record